Tribolium madens (black flour beetle) is the source of this 500-nucleotide messenger RNA. RefSeq lists its product as uncharacterized. The transcript is spliced from 2 exons. The record is from RefSeq and is a predicted model, not a curated record. The coding region runs from base 77 to 424 and encodes 115 amino acids. NCBI's taxonomy places the organism in Eukaryota, Metazoa, Arthropoda, Insecta, Coleoptera, Tenebrionidae.
GCUGUUUUUGUUUGUUCCCUUCCCCCUAAACACUAUGAAUUUUCUAAAACCGUUCAGAACUCACCAGUGAAUCAACAUGGACAAGCUCAGCAAGCACAAUAAAACAGUCCCUAACAUCUACAAUAUGAGUCCGCAAGAAAAACGUGAUUAUUUUUUGAAAAAGAUAAUGCGAAGAGCAUCACAAAAACAGCACAGUUCACCAAAUGUUUUCAAUAGGGCGUUUUUAGAAGAUUUACCGAAAGGGUUAAGAAGUGGUCGCAGUGAUAGUGAUUUAAAUUGCUGUGGUAAAUCUAGUGAUAAAAUUGAUGAUAGUGAAUGUGUAUUUAACCUCCUGAAUUAUGCUCUGCGCGAAGUCAAGGAUAUCGAACAGGAUUUGAGCGAAAUGACCGAAUUAGUGUCGAAAUUGAAUGCAAGUCGUUAUUAGUUGUCAGUUUUUAAGUAUUGUACUUUUUUAAUUUGUCUGAUUUAAAUAAAUUUUUGCUGCUUUUAAAUCAACCCUU